GAGUUUCAAAUUCACUUGGCUGAAUCAACACUAACUUCUCAAACUUUAGAAAAGUUGUGCAGUCCUCUCUGGCUUCGCAAGCGCUUACAUCCCCCCCCUCACAGGUCCUCUGCUUAGCUGUAUCAUGCAUGACAGUCAUGUUACACCGCUUGUCUUGCUGCUUUCAUUCUUCUCUGUCGGGUUGAUUGCGGAGACUGUUGUCCCAGAACUGGAGACUGAUGAAGUGGUUCCCAUGGUGCUAUUUGGAGAGGACACACACCUGCUGCUGCAGGACCAGACCCGGCGUUACCGCGACCGGCGCUCCCCCCAGGACGUCCCGGGUGGUCACGACACAACUCAUAAGGAUCACUUACUUCUGUUGCUUCCCGCUUUCGGAAAUAAUCUUUACUUGAAUCUUAGAAGCGACAACUCGUUCCUCUCUGACAACUUUGUCGUCGAGGAGAGGAAGAGAGGCAAGAGUCCCCAGCUGUCGCGGAUCCCCCAGGGCCAGCUCUGCUUUUACACAGGAUGGAUAGUCAACCACACGGACUCGUACGCCUCGCUCAGUACCUGCGGAGGCCUGAUGGGACUGGUCCAACUGGGCGAGCAGAGCGUGUUCGUCCAGCCCAGCAGCGACUCCUAUGACCCGGCUCAGUCCUUCUCCGGGCUCAGGCACCGCCUCACCAGACAGAGACGCUCCCCCAGGCCGGGCCCCGGGCCGGGGCCAGGGCCGGGGCCGGGGCCCGGGCCGGGGCCGCACACCAGCCAGGCCCCCGGCCCGGUGGGUGGCAAGCCCUGCGGCACGGUGCAAGGGAAGAAGAAGGGGAGGAGCCAGAGAGCGGGGGAGGAGCAACGCGGGAGGAGGAACGCCAUCCGGCUGACCGACUCGUACACGGUUGAGACGGUGGUGGUGGCGGACACGGACAUGGUCCGGUACCACGGCGCCGAGGCCGCCCGCCGCUUCCUGCUGACCGUCAUGAACAUGGUGUACAACAUGUUCCACCACCAGAGCCUGGGUGUGAGGAUCAACAUCCGCAUCACGAAGCUGGUGCUGCUCCACAGCCGACCGGACAGGCUGAAGGUGGGCCACCACGGGGAGCGCUCGCUGGAGAGCUUCUGCAACUGGCAGUACCACGAGUACGGCGGCGCCCGUUACCUAGGCAACAACCAUGUGCCCGGCGGCCGCGACGACAUCCCGCCCGUGGACACCGGCGUGCUGGUCACCAGGACAGACUUCUGCGUUCACAAGGAUGAGCCCUGCGACACAGUCGGGAUCGCUUACCUGGGAGGGGUGUGCAGUGCCAAGAGGAAGUGUGUGUUAGCUGAGGAUAACGGACUCAACUUGGCUUUCACCAUCGCCCACGAGCUGGGUCACAACAUGGGAAUGAGCCACGAUGACGACCAUGCCACCUGCACUGGUCACUCCCACAUCAUGUCAGGCGAGUGGGUGAAAGGUCGUAACCCCAGCGACCUCUCCUGGUCCUCCUGCAGCCGUGACGACCUGGAGAAGUUCCUCAGGUCCAAAGCCAGCGGCUGCCUACUGCACACGGACCCCCGGAGCCGGUACCAGGUACAGCUGCCCCCCAAGCUGCCCGGAAUGCACUACAGCGUGGACGAGCAGUGCCAGAUCCUGUUCGGCACCAACGCCACCUUCUGCAGUGACAUGGAGCAUCUGAUGUGCGCCGGCCUGUGGUGCCUGGUGGAGGGAGACACCUCCUGCAAGACCAAGCUGGACCCGCCGCUGGACGGGACCGACUGUGGGACCGAUAAGUGGUGCCGGGCCGGCGAGUGUGUGAGUAAGACCCCCAUCCCGCAGCACGUGGACGGGGACUGGAGUCCCUGGAGCUCCUGGAGCAUGUGCAGCCGCACCUGCGGCACCGGAGUCCAGUUCAGGCAGAGGAAGUGUGACAACCCACCGCCGGGCCCCGGGGGCAGAAACUGCCAGAAGGCCAGCGUGGAGCACAAGGCGUGUGAGGGGCCCCCCUGCCCUAAAGGGGGCCCCAGCUUCAGGGACCUCCAGUGUCUCUCGUACGACCGCCACGCCACCAAGAAGAAGACCAGCAUGCUGAUGGCCGUGAUCAACGACGACAAGCCCUGCACGUUGUUCUGCAGCCCCAUUGGCCGGGAUAUUCCCGUUCUGAUGUCGGACCGUGUGAUGGACGGAACCCCCUGCGGACCCUACGAGACCGACCUGUGUGUCAACGGCAGGUGCCAGGUAAAUACACACAUGCGCGCACACACGCACGCACACACACACACACACACACACACACACGUGUGUUUACGUGUGUGUGUGUGUACGUGUGUCGUGUGUGUGUGUGUCUGUGUGUGUGCAGGCGAGAGGAGGACGGUGGUGUCCUGCAUGAGGAUAGCCAAUAAGAGCAUGGAGCUGGUGAACGGCAGCCACUGCCAGCCCCAGAACCAGCCGCUCCCUCAGGUGCGAGUGUGCAACACGCACCCCUGCCAGUACCGGUGGGUGGCCGGUGAGUGGGGGGCCUGCUCGGUGACGUGUGAGCGGGGCUUCCAGCGGCGCGAGGUGGCCUGCAUGUACCAGCUCCAGAACGGCUCGCUCAUCCACACCAAGGAGCCGUACUGCCAGGGGGGGAAGCCCCCCGUGCUGCAGGGCUGCGAGGGCCGCCUCUGCCUCACCGUCUGGGAGGCAUCCGAGUGGUCCAAGUGCUCGUCAGACUGCGGGACAGGGGUCCGCACGCGCUCCGUGUCCUGCACCAACCCCCAGGGUCUCUGCGACCCCCACUCCCAGCCGGCUCAGCAGGAACCCUGCGAGGAAUACUCCAAGUGCUACGAGUGGAAGACCGGCGACUGGUCCAAGUGCUCCUCCUCCUGCGGCAAAGGCCUGCAGUCGCGCGUGGUCCAGUGUAUGCACAAAGUAACGGGUCGUCAUGGAAACGACUGCCCGCCGCCACUCAGGCUCCCCAACUACAGGCCCUGCCACCAGGGCGCCUGCAACGAGAAGAUCAACGUGAACACCAUCACCUCCCCCAGGCUAGCCGCCCUGACCUACAAGUGCAUGGGCGACCAGUGGACGGUGUACUGCCGCGUGGUGCGGGAGAAGAACCUGUGCCAGGACAUGCGGUGGUACCAGCGCUGCUGUGACACAUGCCGGAACUUUUACGCCAACAAGAUCCAGCACAAGAGCUCGAUAGCCAAAGCAACGACCGCUUCUUCACUCUAAACCGCACACCUUUUUAUAAAUGUGUUCCCUGAAGCAUCACCAUGAAACCCAACCACCCCAUUCACCACAGCCCGCUUCCUUCUCUUCCACUAUCGUCAAAAAACACUCUACGCCUCCAGCUUUUUUUUUUUUUUCGUAUUUUGCAAAAGGACUAUGCCAACCGAGAUGUUUAUUUCCGUCGCGUUUCUUUUUUUUUCCAGCGGUGUCAUAAGCUUCCAGAUUUUUGAUGAAGACUUGAAAACUGUUAAUUUCGUUCUGUGCCAAAGAAAAAGGCAGGUAUAAUGUCGAGGGGAGCAUUAAGGAAAAAAAAACAUCCUGUUGGCUUUAUUGCACAGAUUGAGGACAAGACAUCGACUACAUCCUGAAAAUAGAUGUUUUAAGGCUUAGAGACGUGGAUCCAACAUGGACGCCCAGAGAGCAGCUCUGCACUGGGUGACCUCCUUCCCUCUGGUUCGCUUUAUUGUACUGUAUUAUUGCUACGUACAUAUCUGAUACAGAAUUAUGUAUAUAUAUAUAUAUAUAUAUAUAUUUCCAGAUAUGUACAAUAUAUAUUAACUAAGAAGUAUGUAAACGUAAGGUCAAAAUUAAGGGUGGAAAUGAUAAUGAGAAUGAUAAUAUGAUUGUUAUCAUCACCAAGUGUGAAAACAAGGUAUGGAAAAUAGGUUUUCGAAAUGAGCGGGAUAACCGCUUGGGUGCUUUGGCCAACCGUGAUGUCAUAAUCUAAUCAGAGAGCAACGCACAUCCUUAGUAGCAGAACCCUGUUUCCCAGGUCCCAGCCUAGACCGAACUCCACUCUCAGGCUGUGAAAAGCUGUGAAGAGUUUGGGUGGUUUGUCGUUUCCAGAGGCUGGCCCAGCGGUAAUCUGAUGAGAAAGUUUUGUCCCUCAGCUCAACCGGAGUUUUGUGUUGUUGACACUUUACCCUUGGUUAUUCGUCUCUUGGUGUAACAGGCGCUGUGAGAAGCCACACAGACAUGAGGACAUCCAACAGUGAAUCCAUGUAUUCAGCCCCAGUGGAUGAGUGCCAGACACUGCAUGCUAAUGCGUUUAUGUGUGCAUAGUACACAGGACAUGUAUUACAUUAGGUUGGCGAAGAUGUUUACGACGACGUUAAACAUUUUGAGAGGCAGGCUUGAAAGAAGAUCUAUGUUUAAUGUGAAGCAGACGUGCCUUGCACAACAGGUUAAGUCUGGCAGGCCACGGAUGGAUCCAGAUGCUUGCGAGCACACCCCAACAUUUACUACAAUUCAGUAGUAAAUGUUGAACAGAUUUAAACAGAAAAACACAAUGGACUGGCAAUAUCUGUAGGAUGAGAAUGCAAGGCUCUUGAAACUAGUUUGGGAGAUGAGGAUAAACGUUGUGUGGCGAAUCCUCUCCCAAUGUUUUCUGUGCCUUUUUUUACUCCUUUUCUCACUAGGCUGUCAAUUGUUUCAAGAAGGCCUUUAAUCUUUUGCUAUUUUUCAUUCAUACAAGACGAUCCAAACAGAAACCGCUACCCCAGACUGUGUGUGUGUGUGUCUAUGUGCGGUGUGUGUGUCUGUUUAUCUGUGUGUGUGUGUGUGUGUGUGUGUGUGUGUGUGUGUGUGUGUGUGUGUGUGUGUGUGUGUGUGUGU
This is a messenger RNA of Gadus morhua (Atlantic cod), 4783 nucleotides long. It is a transcript of the gene adamts17, whose product is annotated as ADAM metallopeptidase with thrombospondin type 1 motif, 17. The record is from RefSeq and is a predicted model, not a curated record. Gene Ontology annotation, cellular component: extracellular matrix. Gene Ontology annotation, biological process: extracellular matrix organization; proteolysis. Lineage: Eukaryota; Metazoa; Chordata; Actinopteri; Gadiformes; Gadidae. Bases 125 to 3172 code for a protein of 1015 amino acids. The transcript is spliced from 19 exons. Gene Ontology annotation, molecular function: metalloendopeptidase activity.